Spea bombifrons (plains spadefoot toad) is the source of this 4708-nucleotide messenger RNA. It is a transcript of the gene TCF3, whose product is annotated as transcription factor 3. Gene Ontology annotation, cellular component: transcription regulator complex. Lineage: Eukaryota; Metazoa; Chordata; Amphibia; Anura; Pelobatidae. The record is from RefSeq and is a predicted model, not a curated record. The transcript is spliced from 20 exons. Gene Ontology annotation, biological process: regulation of transcription by RNA polymerase II. The coding region runs from base 255 to 2240 and encodes 661 amino acids. Gene Ontology annotation, molecular function: RNA polymerase II cis-regulatory region sequence-specific DNA binding; protein dimerization activity; DNA-binding transcription factor activity, RNA polymerase II-specific.
GAACUAGUUACACUUGCUGGUUCUCAGACAAGGAAUAGACAUCUGCACCCCCCUUAGUUAUCUACAAGUCAGGUGGGGGGCACAUGAGAUCCCCUCUAAAUCCCACAACACCAGUUCUGCUCCUCUUCCUUACAGCUCUGGGAUAGUCUUCCUCUGCUUCUUUUUUGGAGGUUAGUAAUUCCUCCCCAGCUCCAUGCGAUCCUCCUGGAUUUUGACUUUCUAAAGAGGGUAGCCAUCUUUAAAUCUGGAGGAGAAUGAAUCCACAGCAAAGAAUGACGGCUGCAGGCACAGACAAGGAAUUAAGUGACCUUCUGGAUUUCAGCAUGAUGUUCCCUUUGCCUGUGGCUAAUGGAAAGACCAGGCCAACAACUCUGGCCAGCACUCAGUUUGGAGGAUCAGGUCUUGAGGAAAGGACUGGAUCUGGAACAUGGGGACCGGGAGAUCACAAUGGAUCGUCUACUUUUGACCAAGGAAGGGGUUAUGGAGAUGGAUCACACUAUGGGGAACAUAGGGAGCUGCCGUCUCAUGAAGGGAAUUUGCCCUCUUCUGCAUUCCUUGCAUCUGGGCUUGUGGGUAAAAAUGAUCGUCCGCCCUAUUCUUCAUUUCCAAGAGACAAUGGGAUGCCCCCAAUUAAUCAGUCCGGAUUCCUGCCCAGUGAGAUGGGAAUGAACAGUCCUGGUGCCUUGUCCCCCAGUGCUGGGAAAGGAGGGUCUCAGUAUUACUCAUACACCAACAACUCACGGCGUCGGCCAGGAGAAAACAACAUAGAUACCCAACCCAAAAAAGUGCGCAAGGUUCCCCCAGGACUUCCUUCCUCAGUGUACCCCACAAACUCAGGUGAUGAAUACAGUGGAGAUCGGGGAAGUUACCCUUCAUCCAAAACGUCUAACUCAAUCUACCCUGGAGGUUUUUACAUGACAGAUGGACUUCAUAGUUCCUCCGAUAUCUGGGCUUCCUCUGGAGGUAUUGGGCAAGGAGGGUAUGGUUCUUUACUUGGUGGUUCUCAGCCUCCCAUCGCCCAGCCGACAAGUUUUAGCAGCUUGCAUCCCCACGAGCGAAUGGGUUUUUCAAUGCAUUCCGGGGAGGUCAACCCUGCUGUGCCAUCCAGCUUCUCCUCCACUCCUGCCCAGUAUGGAGUCUCCAGCCACACACCCCCUAUUGGUAGCAGUGAUACUAUGAUCGGAAACAGAGGGUCAGCUACAGGGAGCUCAGGAGAUGCACUUGGAAAAGCACUAGCAUCGAUUUAUUCCCCGGAUCAUUCCAGCACAAACUUUUCCUCUAGCCCAUCCACCCCCGUGGGAUCUCCACAGGGAAUGACAGGUUCAAGUCAGUGGCCCAGGGCAAAUGGUCCAGGAGCCCUCUCCCCCAGUUAUGAUGCACCGCUACACACUUUACAGAGCAAGAUGGAAGAUCGCUUGGAUGAGGCCAUUCAUGUGUUAAGUCGUCAUGCUGUAGGUCAAGCUGGCUCACUCCCUGCAGGACAUGAAGACAUGCAUACACUCCUUGGAGCAGCUACUAGCGUUCUGGGGUCUGGCUUUUCCUCAGCAGUUCUGUCUCUGGCAAAUAGACAUUCUAUGGUGAACUCCCAUGCCGAUGAUAGUGCUCCUAACUUGCUCCACAACCAGGUGUCGCUACCCACGCAGCCUAGCUCAUUGCCUGAUGUUACCCGGCCACAGGAUACAUACACAGCUCUGUCUUUUGCAGGACUCUCUGGACUGGCCAGGGCAGUGGUAGCUUCUGGCUUAGCAGAUAUAAAGCGGGAGAGUAAAGAGGAUGAGGAGAAUAGAUCUAUUGGCGAUUUAUCGGACGACGAGAAGAAGGAUUCCAAAUCACAGAGAAGUCGGACGCGCUGCUCAAUUAACAGCAGUGGAGGAAGCAGUAAGGAGGAGGGCACCUCCUUGGAAGAGAAGGACACGAGAGAUCGUGAGAGGCGGAUGUCAAACAAUGCGCGGGAGAGAGUGCGCGUCCGUGACAUCAAUGAGGCUUUCAAGGAGCUGGGCCGCAUGGUGCAGAUGCAUCUGAAAGCCGACAAGGCUCAGACCAAACUCAUCAUCCUACAACAGGCUGUGCAGGUCAUAAUGAGCCUGGAGCAACAAGUGCGAGAGAGGAACCUGAAUCCUAAAGCUGCCUGUCUGAAGAGGCGUGAGGAAGAAAAAGUAUCAGGUGUUGACCCCCAGAUGGGUCUUUCUGGGGCUCACCCAGGUUUGGGGGAUACUCACAAUCCUGUGGGACACAUGUGAGUUUUCGCAAGUGACCAGGAACAUUUCCCUACAGUUCCUUCAGUUUUUUUUAUAAUAAAUAUAUAUAAAUUUGUUUUUUAUGUUUUUUUUUCCUUUGGAAAAUCAUCUACGUGACACACAAGUCUUUGUGGCCUUGACUAUAUUUUCCAGAGAUGUGGACUCUUGCAAACGAAUUUUCCAACAAGAAAAAAGAAGAAAAGACAAAAAAAAAAUGACUCAAUGUGACAUCUCAUCUUAGGACUUUUUAAAGCAGGAGGAAGAGAUGUCAUGAGAAAUUGCCUUAAUUAAAAAAAAAAAAAAAACAUCAUUGACUUGUUUUAAAGAUGGCGAAUGUGGUUACGUUGGGUUAAAACGUGCCCAUGUACUACCACCCCUUGAACUCUGGGGGAGCAUGGAUAAUUUUCCUGACCUUGUGCCUACUCUUGUAAGACAAUAACAAGUGACUUCCCCUGCCCCUCCACAUUUUUUUUUUUUAAAAGACAUAAAACAUUAGUAUUCAGUAAUCAGAGGUGUUUUUAAAGUUAGAACAAAUAGAAUUUUUUAUUUUUAUUUCCUUUCCUAUAACAUUUUUGUAUAAAAUGCCAAACAAAAAAAAAAAAAAUAUAUAAAAAUAUUUUUUUCACUCCCUGUUGACCCGAGCCCCCUUGAGUUUUUUCUUUUUUUUUUAAUGUCAAAACAGCCUGCCCACGGAUGUUAUGCUUCACACUCCUUAGAUGCCUUUGCAAUAGGUUAUCAGAAGAAACUGUGACCCCAGCAUGGUGCAUCAAUUAUAAUUUCCCAGGUUGCUCCUUGUUUUGUUUUGUUUUUUUAGCCAUGUGGAUUAGAAUUCAUUUCUACUAGAAAUAUUCCAUCAUAUUCCAUUGUUUCAGUGCUUCCCAAGGUUUUUAUAUAAAGUUUCAUGUGCACGGUCUUUAUGUCCAAACAAAGUGGAAAAAAAUGUGAAAUAUAGAAUCUCCUAUAUUCUUGAGGCUAAAUUCUGCUUUCCUUCUUAAAAGGCAAGUGGUCCUUGAAGGUGGGGAGAGGGGCAGUUCAAUGUCUCAAAUUGUUAUGCCACAUUUAAUAGUCCCAUAAUUAUUUGGAACAUAGCAUUUCAACGUCCUGAUGGGCUUGCUUCAUUGCACAGUCCUUACAGACGGAGGUAUCAAAACAGUACUGUAACAUUUCAGAUACCCUUUCCCCAUUGUAUUUGAGACAAGGCAUACUUCGAUGUAUUAAAUGCAGCAUUAAAAUAUUGGAGUGCCUUUAUUUUUGUAGUUGUGGAGGGGAAGGGAAGGAUUUGGGUUUUUGGAAUAAUUCUGGAAAACUUGCCUUGAAUAAUUCAUAAAUAUAUAUAUUUUUUUUUAUAUGUGAAACCUUUAUGACACCUUGAACCAUUUUUGAGAUCUUUGACUAUGUUUUGAAGUAUAAAUAUCAUGAUGAAAAGUACUCUGUUAAGUAAAGCAUAGUCAUUUACAUCAAAGAUUUUUAGUAGUGGUUUUGCAGUGCUGUUUUGUGUGUGUGAAUCCAUUUUACAGAUCAUGCCUUGAUUUGUGAUACUAUUCUGUCAAUUUCCAGUGUCUCCUUUUUGAUUUUCUUCCAUGCUCUAUUGUGCACCAUGCAGUGUGUACCUCCUCCCCCCAGUCCUCUGCCACAGACUUGUUAAGAAUCAUCUUGUUAUAGCAGCAAUACUAUUGAUGAUGAAUUGGUAGGACAUAGUUACGUAUUCAAAGAAUACAUACAUAUUGCAUCCAUCCAGUCAUCCCAGAAAUAUUUUAAGUUUAACCUAUUCCAUUUAGCUGUAGUCUGACAUAUGGUGAACCCCCUAUCUUUGUGUGUCUUGUGUAUUUUUUUAUAUUAAAUAUUUCAUGAAAUCUCUACUUUUGUGGGUUUAAACACAGACGGUGUGCUUAUAAUUAUAGGGCACACUCCAAAACAUAAGGGUGGUGUUAGGGAUACUGGGACACACACAAUACAAAAACAAACAGCACUGCACAAGAUCAAAAAGUACAAAUCAAUGACUUCCCCUGAAACAGACAUUGUUUAAAAGUUAAGUCAAAUGUGAAUGCUAGGUGAACAUUUCUUUUGGCUUUUUUUCCACAGCAAAUAGUAUCCCUCUAUUCUAAUAACCACACAAAAGUAUUUUACAAUAAAGACUUUUUUUUGUUGUUUUUUUUGUUCAAGAAGUGCAAACUUUAAAAGAGGACUGUAUUUCUUGAGUGCCUCAGAUCUUUCAUUUUUUUAGAUAGUUUUAUACAAGUGUCAAGUCAGCUGGCUGGAUUAUUUGUAAUUUUUAAUAAUAAAUAAAUAAUCCUAACUUUUUUAAGUAGGUUUUGAGAACUGUCUUGUAUAUAUACUUGUGUUGUAGCAAUACAUGUAAGCUUUUAUAACUAUAUAACUUGUUGAAUCCCAGUCUUUCAGAUGAUGUAUACCGAUGAAUGAUUAAAAUGAAUACAUUUUUAAAAAGUAAUAAAGGUUUUACCUUCCACUAA